AUGAAUGUGAUCCACCGCUCGCUGUUCUCGUCGGGGACGCUCGCCAGUGCUCGAGUCUCGCGCACCCCUCCUGGUUCUCGCCAGUCACUACAGAGAGGGCCAGGACGACCGCAGGGAGGGGGCGGAUGGCAGAACUUCCGUGAAAGGCUGGACGCGCUGCCCACCGGAGUCAUCCUGUGGGGCGUGCUCGGUAUAAACGGCGCCGUUUUCGCGGCAUGGCAAUACACUUAUCUCAAAGCCAAACUGGACCACUUCCUUGUCAAUGCGUUCUCAUAUUACUUCAUGGCGCCCACUGUCAUUCAGAUAUUAGGCAACGCAAGAUUCCUUGGCCUCUACCUCAGAGGUGGUAUUAUAUGCAGCGCAGCUAGUGUGCUGUGGCACACGUAUAUCAAAGGGAACCCCAAUCAAUCCUCGGUUGGCGCGAGCGGUGCGAUAUACUCUGUCCUCGCGUUUUUCGCAUGCGUAAUGCCAAAGGCAUCGAUCUACAUUUUCGGUAUUGUCCCUAUGCCUGCAUGGGCAUUCGUGACAGGUAUAUUCUUGUGGGAUACCUCAAGCGCAAUAUUAGACAAGCGGGUGGGAACUGACACCGCUGGCCAUGUCGGAGGCCUUUUGGCCGGAAUCUUGUACUUUUUGCGGCUUCGAGCGUAG
This is a messenger RNA of Postia placenta MAD-698-R-SB12, 648 nucleotides long. RefSeq lists its product as hypothetical. The coding region runs from base 1 to 648 and encodes 215 amino acids. Gene Ontology annotation, molecular function: serine-type endopeptidase activity. The record is from RefSeq and is a predicted model, not a curated record. The transcript has 6 exons. NCBI's taxonomy places the organism in Eukaryota, Fungi, Basidiomycota, Agaricomycetes, Polyporales, Adustoporiaceae. Gene Ontology annotation, cellular component: membrane.